Orbicella faveolata is the source of this 2960-nucleotide messenger RNA. RefSeq names its product neuropeptide FF receptor 2-like. Gene Ontology annotation, molecular function: G protein-coupled receptor activity. The record is from RefSeq and is a predicted model, not a curated record. Gene Ontology annotation, biological process: G protein-coupled receptor signaling pathway. Lineage: Eukaryota; Metazoa; Cnidaria; Anthozoa; Scleractinia; Merulinidae. Gene Ontology annotation, cellular component: plasma membrane.
CGUUUUUUUUUGUAAUUCACAAUGCCCAAAGAAGCUUUCACAAACAGGAUAAACUCAACUGAUACUCGCGGCUCAACACUUUUGCUCAUUCGUUCGUACGAGGAAGCACGAAUCGCCUUCUCUGUGAUUUUGUCGAUUAAUCUGCUCGUUAUCUUGUUGGGCAUAGUCGUCAAUGCGGCCAUAUGUUAUGUUAUGCUGCGUGGAAAACGCUAUAAAAGAAACAGUUCAAAUUUCUUCAUUACGCAUUUGUCCAUCGUGGAGCUGGUAUAUCGCCUCCUUGUCUUCCCUUUAAUUGUCUACUUCGCAGUUCCGGCAUCAGGAAUCAACAUGUACCAGUGUAAAGCCAUAUCAUUUUUCACAAAGACCUCCGCCUCAGCCAUAUUUGUCAGUCUGGUUGUCAUAGCUAUCGAUAGGUAUCAAAACAUUGUCCACCCUUUGAAGAGUUUGAAGUCAAAGAGAAAGCCUUUCUUCCUUGUUUGCCUCUGUUGGGCGUAUGCUACCACUGUGUCGUGUCCUUCUGUUGUCAGCGUGGAUAGCAUUUCUGUUCUAGACAUUCCCGAAGCUCGAGGUAUGGUCUGCGAAAAUUGUACUGACAAGAAACUUUGUGAUAUUCCACAAAAUCUACUGGGGCAGUCUUCAACCACGUUGUAUUUUCUUCUUGCAUUUCUCGUUCCAUUGGCCACCAUUUUUGCGUUGUACGCCAAAGUAGCCAUCUUCUUGUAUCACAGAGGUAACAGUGGAAUGAUGAACCCAGUGGUGGUAAAAUCGAAAUCUAAAGCGGUGCGCAUGCUUCUUAUCACUGUAUUUGGAUAUACCCUGUCCCUAGGCCCCGCUGCCGUUCUCGCCAUGUUGAGAUCUUAUGGCACUCUCAACAGUAAAUCCUUCGACGCCAUGUUAUUAGUGAGCUGGAUGGUCGACUUUGCCACAUACACAAGCUCACUGGUAAAUCCAUUAAUUUACGCAUAUUAUAACGGAGAUUUUAAGCAGGAAAUUAACCGUUUGUUUUGUAAAAGAAGGGUAGAUUCACAAAAUCGAACUGAAAUAUUAAAUUUAAAUUUGGCAAGAUCCCUUACUACCUAGAUGAUUGAUGCUAAACUGGAAAACCAGCCUGACAGACUCCAUGAGAAGGUGAAAUUAAAUAUGUAUCACGCUCAGUAGAAUAACAUUCUCCGGCGAGACCUCCACCGCUUUCGAUAGCUUUCACUGACGUUGAAUAUCAGCAUACACAUGUAAGAGGAGGAGAAGUAUUUUACAUUGUGUGUGUUUCCCGAUGGUGACGUGCUGAGGCGCAUAUUCCACGCCAAAGAACUGAUAUUGGUAAGUCAGAAAUCAGCACAGACAGGCAAUUUCGAUGCUUUACGAAACUUGACCUGUCACAGAUUUGAAACGCAGAGAUAAAUCACAAUUUAUCUGUGAAAAAGUGUUAUUUAUAGAGAGAGCUGCCGUACAUAUAACUUGAGGAUUGAAUGGUGAUGAAGAGGUAGAACAGCAGUGAGAAACCAAGUAAAACAGCAGGAACGAACUCUGACGGAAUGAACAAUUCUUUGAGGCAUGAACUGUUAACUGUUACAAGGAGAAAUGAGUGUUUUAUUUUGAAUUAGUUUAUAAGAAACAUCGUAUCCACUGAUAGAAAAUUUCUAGCGCCGAGCAAGUUCCUCUUAUUAGAUCUGUAAUGUACAUAACAAAGGUCGUCAAGAAUUCUAUUGGUAAAAUGCAAGGUAAUAAAAUGAUCAAACCCAAAUUAAAGGAGCUCUGGUUAUUUCUUGAAACUGAAAUGUAUGAAAGAAAUGUUCCCUCAGUUUGCAGAGUCAAUAAUUUUGCACUUACAAAAUCUCUUGAAGAAAUGUGAGAAUGGCACCUGAAUGCCAACCACAAUUGAAGUAUAAACUUGUACUAUGAAUCUGUUGAAAAUUAAUUUGGGCCUAACAGGUUUUUUUUUUUGACGGACGUACAUGAAAAUCAGACAAUUCCUUUUCGUAUUAUGAAAGGAACCAAAGUGAAAGAAAAUCCACAAAUAGGCAGAUAAGUCAAGAAUCAUGUGUUUAUGCACGGGUUUUUUCGUCUCACAAAAGCCUACACGGAAUGCCUUUUUUUUGUUGUUUUCUGCUUUUUAAUAUUUUGAAACUUUAUCAAGACUAUUUGGCUUUCUCACUUAAUUGCCGUAUUAUGAAAGAACAGAAAGAGAAAGAUCUAAACAAGAAAACGCGCAGACCAUGUUACUAAUCAUUCUAUCAAUCAAUAUCCAUAACUUUAAUUUUCAUAAGGAAUCUUCUUGAACAGUAACCUGUCUUCGAAUGACUUGAACUUCGGUCACCAUCUUAAAUGCAUACAGCAUAUUUGUACCCCGAGGACAUCACAGGCUGUACGUUUGUGCAUCCUAGCCAAUUUUAUGCCUACGCAUGUUCCUACCUUAUCUGCGUCAGCGCGAUGCCUGUUAUUUGUUUGAUACAAUUUCUGGUCCUCGCGGAAAGCAAAAUGUCAAUAAUUGUUUUCUAUAUUUGUAUUCCCAGCUUCAUAUGAUAAAGAGUGAUUGCUUAUCAUCAGAGUUUGACUGACGCUUAUUAUAAUUUCGUAGAAUCAGACAUCAAAACGUGCAGAUAACCACAAGUUUACAAUCAAUUCUCCCAUAAAACAUUCUCUCUCUCUCCAAUAACUUCUCAAUUUGCGUUUUAACGAUUGCCACGUGUCCGUAAAUCGUAUUCUCAGUUUUCAAAGGGAUGGGGGAUAGCAUCAACAGUGUAAUUUUUUUUUUUUUUUUUAUCUCAGAGAAGAGUAUUCUCAUUCGAAUUUGAUGUAGAUUAUGUCUCACACGUGAGUUGUCUAGCAUGCGCACUACUUGGAAAUGCAACCUUAUCCCAAAUACAAAGUUAAUCCUUUGCAAAAGCAUGGCUGUUUAUUUAACCAAAUAGCGUCCCCUGGUAGACUAGAUAGAUAGAUAGAUAAUCUUUAUUUAUCCACGG